GGGUGGAAUGGAAGAUUAGAUUAUAAUUUUCUGUAUGCGCAGAAUAAUAAAGUUCAGUUCUGAUUGGGGGUUUCUAUUGAAUAAAGACUUUAGAUGAUUUUAAUCCUGACCCCUGAAUGUUUUAGACCCUCCCAAACAACUCACAACACUCCAAAAUUGCAUCUUUAAUUUGUAUUAGACUUCAUUACAAGAAUGACAAGUUGCUCGAGUGUUGGUGUGACAUUUAUGGGAGAUUCCUCCAAAGUUGAUGUAUUUAACAGUUUUUAGAAGGAAAGAUGGCCUGGAACUUAGUAAUGAGUUGGGGUAUUAAAUACGUACUUAUCUUCCUAUGUGAACAUUAUCAGUAAUUAGUAUGAACAAUGCAAAAUGGGAAAGUACCAAUAUGCAUUAAAUGUCAUUAAUGCCAGCCUUGCAAUGUUGCGAAUAUGGAUAGGAAAAAAAAAUGUUUUUUCCCAUUGUAACCCACUAGUAUAAUCACUCUGUGCCUCUUUUCCGUCAUUUGAACAAAUAAAGAUCAUUUCAACUUUCAGAGAACUUGUAAUCUUUUCCCUUUAUUUGCUGGUCAAACUCAAUUCUUGGGCUUUUCUUUCAAUAAUCAGACUUUAUUCAAUGGUAGGAUCUGUUCUCUUAUUACUCAAAUCUGUGCUCUUUCUGUUUCUGAUUUUCAUUUCCUUUUCCCUGAAACCCUAACUCUCAUUUCUAGACUUUCCUUAAGGAGAAGACUUAGGUUUUUUCCUUCUCUUGCUUGUUUCUCAUUUGUCUGUGUCCUUUAACCUGAUUUCUCCCAUGUUGUGAAGAGUAUUGCCUCCCAUUUAUACCCGAAGCAAGAGACCCUAGUUCCUUUAUCUUUGAGAAUGCAUAUCUCACACUCUUUUUUCCUUUCCAAAGUAACUGUAAUUUGUCCAAUUUUCCAAGAAAGUACCAAUGUGUUUAGCUAAUACAGUAAUCCUGGGGUUUCUUAUCAUGGAGCUUCUGUGUAUUUGUAGUCCUGAAAACGUAGUGCUUAAAGCUUCACAAAACAGAAGUAUGUUGGAGCUAUUUUGGAGUGGCAAAUCAGCUGGCUAUCUUCUCAAUUCCUUUUAAACUUCUCAUUUUCUUGAGUAAGUUCUGCUCAGUUUUAGUUAAAUUGUCCAUCCAAGACUUUUUUGGAUGAUGAUUUCAUUUUAUUCUUGCUCUGUAAAUCAUUGUUAGGCUGUUCCUAAGACUGGAUGCAUCCAUUUUUUUUUUAGUUUUGCUGAAAGCCCUCAGAUUCAUUUCACUCUCUAUUCUAGAGGUCUUUGAAGAUGUUUUGUACUCCAUUGGUUGCAUAACCAAAACUGGGCAUUAAGUUUGUGAGGCUUCUGUUGUUUCUUUCUGGACACCAAAACUUAAGGCUUUUCCAGUAAUGAAAAGAGCAGAGUAUUUUUCAUCCUUGCCAUCUUCCUCCUCUUUCUUUAAUACACCCUCACACACAUCAAUUGAUGCCCAUUCUUGGCUGGUAGCUGAGCAAAGUGUCCAACGUAUAUUGUCUACCAUACAACCAACUGUGGCUUCUGAGCAUAGGAGGAAUGAAGUUAUUGGCUACCUUCAAAAUAUAAUCAGAGAAUAUUUUGGGACAGAGGUUCUCCCAUUUGGCUCAGUGCCACUGAAAACCUAUCUUCCUGAUGGAGAUAUCGACCUGACGGUUGUUUGCCGUCAAAGUACUGUGGAGGAUUUGACCGGAUAUAUAUGCAGUUUCCUUGAACGUGAAGGGAAGAAGGACACCGAAUUUGUUAUAAAAAAAGUUGAAUACAUUCAUGCACAGGUUAGGCUUGUGAAAUGCGUUGUGCAGGAUAUAGCAGUAGACAUCUCUUUCAAUCAAAUAGCAGGGCUCAGUGCUCUGUGCUUUCUUGAGCGGGUUGAUCAAUUUAUUGGGAGAGACCAUCUUUUCAAACGCAGUAUAAUCUUAAUUAAAGCUUGGUGCCACUAUGAGAGCCGGAUUCUUGGUGCACUCCAUGGCUUGAUAUCAACAUAUGCAUUGGAUUUGCUAGUCUUGCAUAUAAUUAAUCUCUUUCAUUCGUCAAUAGAUGGUCCUUUUUCAGUCUUGUUUAGAUUUUUGGACUACUACAGCACAUUUGACUGGAAAAAAUACUGCGUUAGUUUAAAUGGUCCGGUUUCCAUAUCUUCUCUGCCAGAAAUAAUGGUAGGGGCACCACAAAAUGAUGGGAGUGACUUGUUGCUUAGUAAGGAGUUUUUGAAGAACGAAACAGAUAUUUUCUCAGUUUCAACAUGGGAACUUGAGACUAGAGAGCAGGCAUUUCCUUUAAAGCAUCUUAACAUCAUUGAUCCUCUGAAAGACAACAACAACCUGGGGCGAAGCGUCUGCCAAGGCAAUUUUUAUCGGAUAGGAUAUGCUUUAUCCUAUGCAGCUCGGAAACUUGAAGAGGUCAUUAUGCUACCUCCAGAAAGAAUUGAUGAGGGAUUGAAGAAGUUCUUUGAGAACACUUUGAAUUGGAAUGCAAUGGGGCGUAGGCAAGAUGUAAGAGUUCCUGUUCCAGUAUUUGGCUUUGGGGAACCUGAGGUCUCUGACCUCAGUGUGGACUACAACAGUUACUUUACCCAUUUGAUGUAUUUCCAUUACUAUCACAAUCAGAACUCAUCUAUACGGUUCGGCCCUCCUACAUUAUCUUUACAAUUUGCCAAUCUGUAUUUUGUCUAUCCAACAAACACGGAAGGUUUUGUGCCAAGACCAUUCUACCUUCCAUAUGUUGCUCAGUCAUCAAGUACUGCUUUGGGUGAUGAAGAAAUUAUGAAGUUUCUUGGAACUGGCACUUACUUCUCUACGGGAAUUGUUGCAGAGAAUUUGUACUCACAAGGUAUAGGCACAUACAUUCCGAUUAUGGAGUCACGAGGAACAGGAAUGUUCAUCCCUAAUAUUCGCAUUGAAGAAAAAAUGCCGCAAGCUAGGUGCAUCGUUGGAAUGGAUGUUGAAGACAAGGUGAAGUCAGAAGGAAGAUUUAUACCUGAUAAGGGUGUCAAGGAAAAAGGAAAAAUGUCACUAGGAAGAGCUAUAUGCAUCUCUGGAAUGGAUGUUGAAGGGAAGGUGAAGUCAAUAGGAGCAGAAACAUUUAUAUCUAAUAAGGGUGUGGAGGAAAUGAAAAUCCCCAAUAUGGAUGUAGAGGAAAUGAACAAAUCUCAAGGAUCAGUAACCAAAAUCCUCGAUGUGGGUGUAGAGGAAAAAUCUCAGCCAGGAGGAACAGCUACAUAUAUCCUCAAUGUGGGUAUCAACAAAAAUGGUGAGUCACAAGGGUCUGGCAUAUACAACCAUUAUGUGGGUGUUGAAGGAAACACAAAAUCACAAGGAAAAGGAAAACACUCAUCUGAAUUGGUAUAUCAGCCAGGAGGAACAGCCACAUAUAUCCUCAAUGUGGGUAUCAACAAAAAUGCUGAGUCACAAGGGUCUGGCAUAGACAACCAUUAUGUCGGUGUUGAAGGAAACACAAAAUCACAAGGGAAAGGAAAACACUCAUCUGAAUUGGAGAGGGAAAGUCCCAAGAAGCAGAUGCAUAUCUGGGAAAGGGAGAUUGACGCUGGACAGAAAACCCUAGGUUUAAUGCCGAAAUCGUCUCUAAAGAAUGAGCAUGUUAAUGUUUUGUCAGAGACCGAGGACAGCUGUGGCUGUAUUGAUCUAUCACUGGAAGAUUUGCCCCAUCUUUCUGCCACUAAGAAGACCAUACCAUCAAAAGCUCCACAGCCUGAUCAAGCCACUAUAGAGUCCUCACAAGCCAAAAAAUCAUCACACCUCUCAAAGAGAGUUGAGUUUGGGUUUUUUGGGCCUUCACUGCCACCAUUGAUACUGUCUUCGCCAAUGGCAGACUCUGAACAACCAGAAUCGUCCGAACAUAAGGAAGAUAGGAUUCCGGUACAACCAUACAGACUGACAGAUGAAAAGGACUUCCCGCCUUUGUCUCAGUGAACGUAUUUUAGAGAAAGGAGUUUUAGGUGGAAUGACAAAAACAACAGUAUGGCCAAUGACAUUUUAGCUUACUUUCUUGUUUCGCAGUUAACUUCUGCUUGCAGAGUAAUGUUCCUGCCAUUCCCAAGUUUUCCUAAGUAAAUGUUGACUUUCUUUACAAAUAAAGAACCUGUAAUUUGCUUUUGUUUUCCCUCUUUUUGUUUUGUUCUAGGAGAUAAAUGAUAAAGAAGUAAAAGAUGUUUUAUGCUGCCUAUGCUGGUUACAAACAAUGUUUGGUUGUUUAGUUAACAAAUGUUUUGUUGAACUUA
Molecule: messenger RNA, 4242 nt
Organism: Camellia sinensis
Lineage: Eukaryota; Viridiplantae; Streptophyta; Magnoliopsida; Ericales; Theaceae
Source: RefSeq, a predicted model, not a curated record